Messenger RNA from Hevea brasiliensis (rubber tree), 492 nucleotides. Its product is annotated as extensin-like. The record is from RefSeq and is a predicted model, not a curated record. Bases 1 to 492 code for a protein of 163 amino acids. Lineage: Eukaryota; Viridiplantae; Streptophyta; Magnoliopsida; Malpighiales; Euphorbiaceae. The transcript has a single exon.
AUGCAGAAACGCUCUUAUCCUCCCAAUCCACCACAUUAUAGCCCAUUCUCUUUCGCAAAAAACCAAAAUCCUUUUAUGGCCACCCCAGGUCCAUCUUAUUCCCCAUUUACAUUCUCUGAACCUUCUCCUACCUACUUUCCAUCACCUUUCCUCUCUAAACCACAACCACCUCCUCCUAGACUAGAACCUAGUCUCUCUUCCUCUAACGAAUCACUACCACAAGACCCUAGUAAAGGAAAAGCUCCCAUGACCUCUGAGCCACCACCACAACACAUGGCUAUCCAACCAACCCUCAUCCAUUCUACCAUUGAUAUGGAAACUCCAUCUUUAGAUGAUGAUUCUGAUGAAUCUCUCUUUUCAGAAUCAGAUAGUGCAGAUCAGCUUGUAGCCCUCACUACUUUGCUUAUGGCAGAUCCUACAGUUCCUUCUCCUUCUGAAGGAUCUCACACUGGAGCCACAGGAACUACUAAACCUCCCACGAAGCCUGCAUAA